GCAGCCAGUCUGGUAUUUCCGCCAUCGACACCGUGUCAGAAUACCGGGCCGGCUGCUCAGCUCUUCUCUGCAGCAGGACCUUACCUGUUCCUUGGUCCAGCGCUGCACAGUCUUCCCGUGCCAGCAUCUUUAGUUUGGGCACCCGGCUGUGACAGCUGGCGCUUCUCAUCUCCUGUACUGUGUCCGCAGUCUCUGGUCAUCUCCUGUACUGUGUCCGCAGUCUCUGGUCAUCUCCUGUACUGUGUUCGCAGUCUCUGGUCAUCUACUGUACUGUGUCCGCAGUCUCUGGUCAUCUCCUGUACUGUGUCCGCAGUCUCUGGUCAUCUCCUGUACGGUGUCCGCAGUCUCUGGUCAUCUCCUGUACGGUGUCCGCAGUCUCUGGUCAUCUCCUGUACGGUGUCCGCAGUCUCUGGUCAUCUCCUGUACGGUGUCUGCAGUCUCUGGUCAUCUCCUGUACUGUGUCCGCAGUCUCUGGUCAUCUCCUGUACUGUGUCCGCAGUCUCUGGUCAUCUCCUGUACUAUGUCUGCAGUCCAUUGGUUCAGAAUAUUUUUUUUUCUUGUUUUUCUCCUCUA
This is a messenger RNA of Staurois parvus, 573 nucleotides long. The record is from the annotation of a GenBank genome assembly. Lineage: Eukaryota; Metazoa; Chordata; Amphibia; Anura; Ranidae.